Argentina anserina (silverweed cinquefoil) is the source of this 1598-nucleotide messenger RNA. Its product is annotated as pectin acetylesterase 5-like. Gene Ontology annotation, biological process: cell wall organization. The record is from RefSeq and is a predicted model, not a curated record. NCBI's taxonomy places the organism in Eukaryota, Viridiplantae, Streptophyta, Magnoliopsida, Rosales, Rosaceae. Gene Ontology annotation, molecular function: pectin acetylesterase activity. The transcript is spliced from 12 exons. Gene Ontology annotation, cellular component: plant-type cell wall. The coding region runs from base 117 to 1424 and encodes 435 amino acids.
GUGGAACACCAAAAGUACUAGUAAGGCCGAUAAAGGCCCAUGGGUUUUAAUUUUCCUGCCAAACAGUCGUUGCCGUCGUCUUGAACUCUCAAAGUGAAGCGACUGUUUUGACUGUGAUGGCGGGGUCAACGGCGAACCUCAGAUUCCGGAGCAACCUAGUGUGGUGGAGAAAGUGGGCCAGAAAGGACUGGGCAAUCGCCAUCGUGGCCUUCACCCUCAUUCUCUUCCUUGUCACUCUCAUCUCCAACUCUUCUUGGCGCGACGAGCCAAUCUCUCCCUUCCACCCAACCACCGCCGCCGAUUUGGUCGAGUUGACUCUCCUGCACGACGCCGAACGCAGAGGCGCCCUUUGCUUAGAUGGGAGCGCACUCGGGUACCAUUUCCGAAAGGGUUCCGGAUCCGGAGCCCAAAAUUGGCUGCUUCACAUUGAGGGCGGAGGCUGGUGCAACACAAUAAAAUCAUGCUCUUUACGGAAAUGGACUCCGUUAGGUUCUUCCAAGUACAUGGAUCGUAGAGUUCCCUUUUCCGGGAUUUUGAGCUCUCAGCCGUCAGACAAUCCUGACUUCUAUAAUUGGAACAAAGUCAAAAUUCGGUACUGCGAUGGCGCUUCUUUUGCUGGCCACCCUAAAAAUGAGCCCACGACUGGAUCAAAACUUUUCUUCAGGGGACAGCUUAUCUGGGAAGCAAUUAUGGAUGAGCUCUUGUCGAUUGGCUUGUCCAAGGCGAAACAGGCACUUCUUUCUGGAUGCUCUGCCGGUGGGUUGGCAACUCUAAUACACUGUGAUGACUUUCGAGGUCUUUUACCCAGGGAUUCGACUGUCAAAUGUCUUGCUGAUGCAGGUUUUUUCCUUGAUGAGAACGAUGUUAAUCAAAAUCGGACCAUGAGAACUUUUUAUCGUGAUGUAGUGGUUCUUCAGGAUUUAGCAACAAGCUUGCACAAGGAUUGUGUUGCAAGAAAGGAACCAGCUAAGUGUCUCUUUCCUGAAGAAGUUAUUAAACACGUUACCACUCCAGUGUUCCUCAUCAACCCAGCUUAUGAUUUUUGGCAGAUACAACAUAUCUUGAUACCUGAAGCAUCAGAUCCCCAUGGCUACUGGAAAAAGUGCAAGCUGAACAUCUAUAAUUGCAAUCCUAGCCAGAUUGAAAUACUGCAAGGUUUCCGUGAUUCUAUGCUAAAUUCACUGAACGAAUUCCAAAAAAAUAAGGAGGGAGGAAUUUUUAUAAAUUCAUGUUUUAUUCAUUGCCAGACAUGGUAUUCCGAGACAUGGCAUUCACCCAGUUCUCCACGAAUAAACAAUAAGACAAUUGCAGAUUCUGUGGGUGAUUGGUACUUCAAUAGAAAUGUUGCAAAGCAGAUUGACUGCCCAUUUCCAUGCAAUCCCACUUGUUAUCAUAUGAAUUUCACUCAAUUUUCACGUGGUUGAUUGGACUCGAAGAUACAUCCCACUCAUGAGUGGUUAUUCCCAAGUUUAGACCUGUACGAUUUCAGUAUACCCUGGUUGAAAUAUUCCUUUGUUGUCCAGAGCCUGUAGAUACUGAUAGCUGGUGUGUAGAACAGAACAAUUUAUUAUACUUUUUUUUAUAUACGGACAGUUAAU